AUGCUCAAGCCGAUGGGGAAGAAGCACGUGCUGGACGAGUGGCGCAGCGCUCCGCUAGGUGCGCCUAGUGGGCCGAAGCUGCCAGCGCACUUACGUCCCCUUCUGGUGCCCAACGGGGCCGCGUUGAGGCUGCAACUGCGCUAUCAAAAGUACCAGGACAAAGUGCGCAAGCUGCUCAAGAAGACGGACGCGAGCCAGCAGCAGGAGCACGCAGCCAAAGCCUCAGGCCGCGUUGUAGCCACGUCGAGUAUGGCAUUAGCAGUGGCCCUCCAGGCCAAGGAGAUCAGCGCAGAGCAGCCCAAGAGCGCACCUCUGCACCUGAAGUCUGAACAGAUGGACAAGUGGACCUUGGAGCAGGACUGGACGACACUGCAAGAAGAAGCGCCCUUAAUACAGGACUGUGACGACGACAAAAGUGAUUGUACACGGCAACACGGCUUCGUCAACGUGAUGGAGCCGACGUGGCUGCUGUCGUCUAUUGACCAGCGUUGCGCCGAGACAGCGAGCUCACUGAUAACGCAGAGCUCCACCAAGGCUCAGCCAAGUCUGGCACGACAGCUAGCCGACGUGAGAUUAGCUGUACUGGAUUUACUCUUCAUCUGUCGCUCUGGAGUUGAUGUGAACUUACGUGGAAGACCUCCAUCAUCAGUGGACAUACACCACCGAAAUCUCAUUGAGAGGGUGGAAACCUCGAACCCAACGGAGCUGAAACGUGUAACUCAGAUCUUUGAGAGCUUAAAGUCCGACAUGUUCAUGCCUGCUGUGCGUUGUCUGGGCUGGCUGCUCACUAAGACGUGGCGACUGCUAUUCAACGGACUCCACGUGGACUUGGAGUCUCUCCAUCAUGUUCGUCGUGUACUGGAAGCGUCUGAAGGAGACGUGAGCGUCGUAUUCGCACCUACACACAAGAGUCACUUGGACUAUUUGAUCAUCAGCUAUUUGUGCUUCGCUUACGGCAUUCCUUUGCCUCGUAUCGCAGCUGGUAACAACUUGGAUUUACCAUUGGUGGGCUCCUUUUUACGUGCGAACGGCAGCUUCUUCAUCCGUCGGUCGUUCAAGAACGAUAAUCUCUAUAAGGAGGUGUUGGAACAAUACGUACACGAGCUACUGGAGGAUGGGAACCCUGUGGAAGUCUUUAUUGAGGGUGGACGAUCACGUCAUGGACGAGUGUGUAAACCCCGCUUAGGGUUUAUGUCGAUGUUCCUUAACUACGUUAAGGGAGCGUCCGAUGACGCUAAUAAGGAGAAGAAGACGGUCCUGGUCGUCCCUAUCUCGCUGGAUUAUGACAAAGUGUACGAGGUCGAUGGAUACGCCAACCAGCUGCUUGGUAAGCCCAAGGAGAAGGAGAGUCUGGCUGUUUUGUUUCGGUCUGUAUGGGACCUCUUCUUCUUACGUCUUGGCCACUCGUACGUGCGCUUUGGAGAGCCUGUACCUCUUACAGAGACGUCGUCACUUGAGACUUCCUCGGACCUAGUAGCCCAGCGCAUGCAGACCUCUGGAACAAUUACGUCGACUGCGAUAAUAGCUGCGCUACUCAUGUGGAAACGCGCAUAUGUGACGCAAGAAAUGCUGGAGACUCGCACUGUGUGGCUCGUAGAGGAGCUGGAGAAACGUGGAGCCACUGUAGCUCACGUGGAGAAUGAUGAUAUCACUGCUCACGCUCUGUCAAUCCUGAAUGUGGAGACGAGAGCUAAUGACAUUGUGACGCCUCACUUGCAGUACCCAGUGCGAGCUCUGGAGUUGGGCUUCUAUCGUAACCAUUUGCUCCAUAUUUUCCUACCUGAGAUGGCAGUGAUUGGCGCUGUGGAUGCUGCGUUACGUCAGCGUUCUAAAUGUUACGAAAGUUACACAACCCACAAAGUGGAUGUCUGGGUAAUCAAGCAACAAGCACAGAAGAUCUGGAACUUUUUACGUCACAUUUGUCGACACAAACCUAUUGACGUUGACGCUCGUGUGGACCAGUUCUUUGCUGAAGCUUCGGAGUGUAAAGUGGACGAGUCUUCGGGCACAGUGACGGUGGAUGUGACCAACUGGAACAUUUCGAAGUUGAUGAGCUUCGUGUUGUCUUUAAACUGGUCCUUCAUGGACUCGUUGUGGCUCACAACGCAGGGACUCUGGAGUCUUCUUGAGGACGAUAUUGAACACACAGAACGCGAUCUUGUGCGUCGCGUGCAGGUUCUAGCGAAGGAAUUGUUCCUGCGGCAACAGCUGCGUCACGCUGAAGCUUUGUGUAGUGAGAGUAUUAAACAGUCUUUGGACUUCUUGGUGGAGAGUGGAGUGGUGCGUUUCGAGCGCUCACAAGAUGGCAAGUCGAGGCUGUUGCGUCUCUGUGCAAACGUACGCGACCUUGAGGAUCUCACGAGUGAGGUAAAUGCACGUCGGAAACCUCGCUCAUUCUUGUGGCGUGAGGACGAGCUGCCACGUAACUUGACACGAGAGGAAGCACUGGAACUCAUGGAAGGAGCGCAAGGCUCCCGUAGCAUCUACGCUAAGUGGAUGGCGCCACCGACCACGGCCUAA
Phytophthora nicotianae INRA-310 is the source of this 2520-nucleotide messenger RNA. RefSeq lists its product as hypothetical. Lineage: Eukaryota; Oomycota; Peronosporomycetes; Peronosporales; Peronosporaceae. The transcript has a single exon. Bases 1 to 2520 code for a protein of 839 amino acids. The record is from RefSeq and is a predicted model, not a curated record. Gene Ontology annotation, cellular component: mitochondrial membrane.